AAAAACAAGAAUCGGAAAUCUUGUUUGUCUGCGUGCACUUCUCGCCGUUGUAUAUACCUGCCGAUGAGGAAAAAAAAUAAACCACGCGAAGUGCACCCAAAGCUAAUUCCUCUUCUUGUCUGUACGGUAUUUCGGGUGAGGAUGUGCGAGGCCGACCGGCGUCGCGACGCCAAACGGCGGCGACGUUUAACAUCUCGCAGCACUUUUGGCCACCUGGCGUUCGGAGCGUCGGUACGCGCCAUAACAAUCUUGAAUCUAUAAAGUGUCGGGUCGCGGUACCAAUUGUACUUUUGCUGGACACAAUAAGGUCUUCUCGCAAAAACGUGAUCAUUUGGUAACCGAAAAGUAGGUGUAACAAACGCAAGCAUAGUUUUAUUGCAGACGUCGUUGGAUGCACGCAGGUCGGGACGUCGAGUUAUGUGCGUGCAAGUUGUAAAUUGUAUUAUUAAAGUGUUGUGUACGUUGUUUUUCGAGUAUCUAAAAUAAACGCGAGCUGAAAUACACUCUCCGAUCCCGCCUGGAUUUUUGGUGGUAUUGUUCCGAUGGUAAUGAUACCGCUCUGCUGACUAUCACAUGCCAAGUUGUCCGUCCGUCCGUCUAGCCAAAUAUAAUUUACGGAAGUGUACACGUGCUGGCCGAUGUGUUUUCACGGACGUUUCCUGCGAUCCGGAGAAUUCCAUCACUAGCUGCAUCGAAUCAGCAUGAACCGGCUUUGACGGCUGCUAGAUUCAAAGUAAUCGUUUUGGUAGGAUGAGCAAGAAGAGAGAGCUGAUGGCGAAGACCAGGCAUUCCAGUUUAGAGAUGACCGAUCCUGAAGUUGUCGUCAAAGAGAAAAAGAAACAGGACAUGCUCUCGAAGGCCAAGAAUAAACUGUACAACUUCGGCGAUGCCAUCACCAAAUCCAAUAAGUACAUAGACGAAAACAGUCAGAAGAAGUCCAGGACGCAGGCGACUCUCGAUUAUUUUUUCAAGUCGUGCCCAAACAAACCGGACAAGAACCAGAUUUACUCGAAUAACAGAGUUAACGCGCAAAACGGAAGCCUGAAGCGUGCCGCCUCCUUGCAAAAACAGCACUCCGUCGGUUCGUAUCCCAUCAAGUUGGAUCUUCCCGAAGAGAAAAUUUAUAACUCCUCAACCAUUUCCCGUCUUCGACCUGCUACUAUCUGCGUGGAUAAGGUUAACGGUGAGCCAAGAGAAACUGCUGCUUUAGCUCUAGAAAGACCUAGGAAGAAGCUGUCCUUCAGAGAACCGGAGAUCAUGGGAUACGCGAUGCAAGUUAAUAGCAGAGACAGGCGGAUGAGGAACGUGAUGACGCCGGAAAUGAAGAGGAGCUCGAGCGUUACCAAUGGUGAUGUGCGGCGCGUGCCCAGCGUCGAUUUAGAAGACGUCGAUCUGGAGAGCCAAGCUAUGCGUGUGGUACGCACCGUUGGGCAAGCAUUCGAAGUGUGCCAUAAACUAUCAAUUACCGCUCCUGAACAUGAAAACUUAGAUUACGACGACCAGGACACUCUCACCCAGGAUUUAGCGAGCGACCGGUUCAGUGACAUCACAAGUGAUAGGCCUAAAAAAGGUACAGUUUAA
Messenger RNA from Nicrophorus vespilloides, 1581 nucleotides. RefSeq lists its product as uncharacterized. The coding region runs from base 751 to 1581 and encodes 276 amino acids. Lineage: Eukaryota; Metazoa; Arthropoda; Insecta; Coleoptera; Silphidae. The record is from RefSeq and is a predicted model, not a curated record. The transcript is spliced from 2 exons.